Molecule: messenger RNA, 1662 nt
Organism: Rhodotorula toruloides NP11
Lineage: Eukaryota; Fungi; Basidiomycota; Microbotryomycetes; Sporidiobolales; Sporidiobolaceae
Exons: 4
Coding region: 1-1662 (553 amino acids)
Source: RefSeq, a predicted model, not a curated record
AUGCUCCGCCUCACCCUCCUUUCGGCUGCGGCCAUCUCUGCCGUCCGUGCCUCGGUCGUCUCGACCUCCGUCUUCCCCAACUCGGCCUGCUCCGGCGCGUCCAACUCGCUCAGCGGCCUCGUCGGUGUCGGCAAGGUCACCCUGAACAACGGCCAGGUCGAGCUGCACUGCGGCUGCGCCUCGGACGGCCUCGCCGACUUUGAGGCAUGCCCGUCGUCGUCGCAUGGCGAGAGCGUCUGCAACGGCGUCUACAACAUCGAGUCGGGCGAGUUCACCGCGUCUGACUGCCCGACGACCGUCGUCAACACGGUUGCCGUCGACGAGAACGACUGCUACAACUCGGAGAAGGGCUCGAUCGGUGUCGUGACCGUCGACGGCGAGGCCAAGUGCGGCUGCUCUGCUGAGGCUGAUGGCGCCGAGUUCGAGGCUUGCCCCUCGCCUGCCAACGGCCGCGCGACCUGCGUCCAGACCGACAACGACUUCCUUGGCGGUGCCUACGACCACAAGGUCAAGGUCGAGUGCGGCGUCACCUGCGACGAGGGCUUCUUCCUCACCCCGGGCGGCAAGUGCAUCCAGUUCGCCAAGCGCGCUGUCUCUGGACCGUCGGGCGGCUUCCACUCGAUGGGCCCCGGCAAGGUCGGCCCCUCGUCGACCUGGCCCGGCUACGGCUCGUCGACCCCCUCGACGGCCACCCCGACUUCGCGUCACCCGCAUCACGCUCACUCGACGACCCCUAGCUCGUCCGCCACAACGACUUCGUAUUCGUACAAGCAUCAUCACCACCACAAGUCGUCGUCGGCGUCGGGCCACCCGAGCGCGAGCACCAAGCUUCCUUUCCACUCGCGCGUCUCGUCGCACUCGAUGCACACGUCGUCGACUUCCAAGCAUCACGGCCAUCACGCUCACCCUACGACGCCCUCCAGCUCGCAGUCGACGACUCGCCCGUACAAGCAUCACCACCACGGCUCGUCGAAGCCUCACCACGGCUCGUCGACGAAGGUUCCCUUUGUCUCUCGUACGCCCUCGACCUCGGCCUCGACUAGCCCUGCAACCAAGGUUCCCUUCAAGUCGCGCACCUCGUCGCACCAUUACGGCUCGUCGACCCACGGCCACCACACCGCCCCGACUUCGCGCCACCCUCAUCACGCGCAUCCGACUUCGGGCGCGUCGACCUCGAGCACGACGAGCUACUCGUACAAGCACCACCACCAUCACAAGACCCAUGGCCCCGGAUCGUCUUCGACCGGCCACCCUUCGACGAAAGUCCCCUUCGCCUCGCGCACCCCUACGAGCGCUCCUGCCGGCUCGCCCACGACUACGCCCGCUUCGACGAGCACGACCUCGUACCCUGGCCCCGGCAAGGUCGGCCCCUCGCCUGGCCCCUCGCAGCGCGCUCGCCGCGCCGGUGAGGAGUUCGUCUUCUCGGACGCUUGCGCCCAGGACGAGCGCACCUGCCCGUCGGGCGACUUUGGCGACUUCUCGUGCGUCCGCCUCGACGACAUCACCGAGUGCGGCGGCUGCCACUCGACCAACGACGCCAAGAACUGCCUCGAGAUCGUCGGCGCCUCGUCGGUUGCCUGCCUCCGCGGCGGCUGCGUCGUCCGCUCGUGCCAGGUCGGCUACGUCCAGACGUCCGAGGGCACCUGCGAGCUCAAGGCGUAA